CGAUCCCAUUGUUGAAGAUCCUCGAUCCUCGUUUCAUCCGCUUUUCAGGAGUAUUGGAUUUUCCCCAAACACUCUAAUGCUCGUGGAACACACUCUGUUGAUAUUUCUGACACCUGUGCUGAAUUAGCGCAUUCCUAUCUUUCGAAGAGAACAUACCAAGAUUGCGCAGCCGUCGGUUCUCAAAGGAGGUAUGCACUGCGCCGGACUUUGACGGUAUGGCCGUUUCAUGUAAGUUAAAAGUCGAUCGAAGAUCAUAAGUAAUAGCACAUGACUAUACUCUGUGCCCGAUACUGAGACAUGGUCGAUAUACAGCACCACUGAUUACAGCUCUUUCCAGCUCUCAGCAAUAAACGAUGGGUAAUAUUGGUAUAGAUUGCGCCUACGUUGCUGCAUACCUUUCGACAUUUCUAUAUGGCGCGUAUGUUGUGAUCGCCUACCAUUGUAGCGUUGUCUUGCAUCGUCGCUACAGAACAAAGCGGCUGCAUAUGUACCUUCUGGGCACCCAUAUUGCCUUAUUUCUUCUUAUAACUUGGCACUGUAUAGCGACCAUGGCCCACACUCUGAACGGUGUAAUCCACAUAGCUCCUGAUGGUAUUAUCGAAUUACAACCGCCUUGGUCCGCCUGGAGCCUCGUUGAAAAUACACCAUGGGUUAUGACUACAAUCGUCGCCGAUGCUUUCCUCGUUUAUCGCACAUACAUCGUCUGGAUGCAUAUAUACCUCAUAAUAUUUAUCCCUCUGUUGCUCUUCGUAGCGGACAUUGCAAUGGGAAUCUACUUUUUGAUCGGCAUGACGAAUUCCAAUACGAGUUUCCAAGGGCUAACUCAUUUAACAACUGCCUUCGCCGCUGUGACACUCUCCGCUAAUAUCGUUUGUACCGCUCUUAUUUCCUUUCGCAUCUGGAUGGUGCGCCGCAAUAUAACGGAGACGACUCAAGGCCUCGACCCUUUGAACGGUGUCAUAGUGCUCAUCGUGGAAUCUGCCGCUGUUUACACUGUCGUCCUUAUAGCCCAAAUAAUUACACUGGGUCGCGAGAGCCGCAUUUCGUUUGUGCUCUUUGACAUCCAGUCUCCCAUCAUUGGCAUCGUCUUCUCCAUGAUCAUCAUUCGUGUCAGUGAAGGACAAUCUCAUGGAUAUACCAUCGGAACAAGGACCGCUGGCCUUGCAUGGCAACACACUACCACUGAUGAAACCGCCGCAGAUACAGAGAUCAGAUCGCGUGUAAUUGCAGACACGGAUAACGACGACAUCGAGGCUCAGCAUCCGGACUUUCGAAAUGCCUCCACAGAGAUGUGCCAUGAUUCAACAGCAUACAAACGUAAUUCUCUACAAGCUGUAGAUUAAGCGCCCGUAAUAAUACUAAUUAAUAAUUAACAAG
Molecule: messenger RNA, 1377 nt
Organism: Desarmillaria tabescens
Lineage: Eukaryota; Fungi; Basidiomycota; Agaricomycetes; Agaricales; Physalacriaceae
Exons: 8
Coding region: 354-1343 (329 amino acids)
Source: RefSeq, a predicted model, not a curated record